CCGAAAAACAAAAUCAAAAUCCGUUCCUAUCCGUACGUCCCCUUUCAUUUUCCCAUCUCCCUCGGAAAAAUUCUCCUUCACUCGUUUCCCUUCCCUGCCGUUGUGGAUCCCCUCAUUCUUCCACUUGCUCUCAUUUCCCGAAAUUCCCCAUUUUCUUCUCCAGAAAAAGUAAUCAACUUUUUCUUUUUGCGUGAAAUUUGAUUAGAGGCUAACUAUAUUGAUUAAGGGCUAAUCAAAAGUGAGUACUGGGAGGAACGGAACGGACUUGAUGGAGAAAAACGCGGCAGCGCCUGAAAAGUCUGUCAGUUUUUCAAGACGUUCCAGCAACAAGAAUCUCUUCUCAAGUCCCGCCACCCCGAGGCAGCGAUACGAGACCAUCGAUGAGGAUGCCCCAUCAGAAUCCGGCGCCCAGGAUCGUCCCGAUGACCCCAACAAUUCCUCCAAUCCUGCGGCAGAGUUGAGCUUUCAGGAAAUUCUGGACGAAGUCGAUCACUUCCUAGAAACCUUUUCCGAAUCUAAAGAAAUAUGGACUCCGCCGGAGGUGGUCCCCUCAUCGGUGGAGUCGCUAUCCAAAGCCGUCGACUCCAUGACAACAAAAUACGGCAGGGGCCUGGCCCGGUUCGGCGAGAACGAGGAAGACGACGCGCCGUUCGUCGAAUCCGUGACGCGCAUUUCCAAAAUUGCUACGGUGUUGGAGGAAUUCCCGUCCAAUUCCACGACCGCCACAGCGUUCAAUCGGACCAGCACCGUCCUGCAACGUGCCAUGGCUUUAUUGGACGAGGAGUUCCGCAACCAUCUCAGCCUCGAUCAACCGGAUCCGAGCACUGCCAAGCCGGAUAAUAACCCGGACCAGAGCUUUUCGAGUCGGAUCACCUCCAAGCUCUCCUCCUUCAACAGCAACAGCAGCUCCGCUCACGAUUCGUGUCUGUUCAUACAAGCACAGCCACCCGAAUCCGAACCCGACAAAUUAGAUGAGUUUCCUUCGUUUUCGGAUGAGAGCAUCAACAUUAUGAACAAAAUCGCCUCCACGAUGAUCGCCGCCGGCUACGGGAACGAGUGCUGCAUGGUCUACAGCAUUUCGAGGCGGAACGCGUUCAAAUUGGCGCUCAACAAUCUCGGAUACGAGAACAUUUCCAUCGACGAGGUCCAGAGAAUGCAGUGGGAGUCACUGGAAGGGGAGAUCGCCACGUGGAUCAGCGUCGUCAAGCUAUGCUCCUCCGUCCACUUCUCCGGCGAGCGGAAGCUCUGCGACGCCGUGUUCGCCGGCCACAGGUCGUUGUCCGAGUCCCUGUUCUGCAACCUCGCCCGCGCCGUCGCUAUCCAGCUCUUCAACUUCGCCGACGCCGUCGUCUUGACGAAGCGGUCGCCGGAGAAGCUGUUCAAGAUGCUCGACAUGUACGAGACGCUUCGGGAUCUGGUCCCGGCAAUCCGCGACUCGUACCCAGAGGAGAUCGGAAAAGAGCUAGUGAUGGAAGCCGAGGCAGCACGGAACCGCAUCGGCCAGACCGCAGUCAGCAUCUUCUGCGAUCUCGAAAAUUCGAUCAAAAGCGACAAUGGAAAAACCCCGGUCCCCAGUGGCGCAGUGCACCCGUUGACGCGCUAUGUCAUGAAUUAUUUAAAAUACGCCUGCGAGUACAAGGACUCGUUGGAGCAAGUGUUCCUGGAGUACGAAAAAACGAACGACACGCCCGGAACGACGUCGUCGCCGUUCCAAAUUCAGUUACUAACCGUUAUGGACAUGUUGGAUGCCAACCUGGACAUGAGGUCCAAGCUGUACCGGGACCCGGCGUUGCGAUUUAUCUUCUUGAUGAACAACGGGCGGUACAUCAUGCAGAAAGUGAAGGGGUCCACAGAGAUUCACCAACUGAUGGGCGACACGUGGUGCAGGAAGCGGUCGACGGACUUGAGGGGGUACCAUAAGAACUACCAGAGGGAGACGUGGGGUAGGAUUUUGCAUUGCCUGAACCACGAGGGUUUGCAGGUGAACGGGACGUCGAAGACGGUGAUCAAGGAGCGGUUUAAGUGCUUCAACACGUUGUUCGACGAGAUACACAAGACGCAGAGCACGUGGGUGGUGAGCGACGAGCAACUUCAGUCGGAGCUUAGGGUUUCCUUGUCGGCGGUGAUGAUUCCGGCGUACCGGUCGUUCUGGGGGAGGUUCAAGCAGUACUUGGAGGGAGGGAAGCAGGCCGAGAAGUAUAUAAAGUACCAACCGGAGGACAUUGAGAAUUUGAUCGAUGAUUUGUUUGAUGGGAACUCUACUUCUAUGUCAAAGAGGAAGACAUGAUGAAUAAUAUGUAUUUUGAUCGAGCUACGUGAUCAUUCAUGCUUGCAUGGUGGGAAAUAUUUCAAUCGCUCGAUUCUGAUGACAAAGAUUUUUCUGUUGUUUUCCUGUUUUUUUCUGUUCAGUUUUGCAGAUGAAUUAUAUGUUUUGUAAACUAUAUUUUGGAUUUAUUUUGAUUUUGAUCAUAGAAAAUCUUAUAACAGAAGGUUAACCUGUUUGUAUGUA
Molecule: messenger RNA, 2509 nt
Organism: Malus domestica (apple)
Lineage: Eukaryota; Viridiplantae; Streptophyta; Magnoliopsida; Rosales; Rosaceae
Product: exocyst complex component EXO70C1
Biological process (GO): exocytosis
Cellular component (GO): exocyst
Molecular function (GO): phosphatidylinositol-4,5-bisphosphate binding
Source: RefSeq, a predicted model, not a curated record